This is a messenger RNA of Bathycoccus prasinos, 2076 nucleotides long. RefSeq lists its product with no specific name. The coding region runs from base 1 to 2076 and encodes 691 amino acids. The transcript has a single exon. NCBI's taxonomy places the organism in Eukaryota, Viridiplantae, Chlorophyta, Mamiellophyceae, Mamiellales, Bathycoccaceae. The record is from RefSeq and is a predicted model, not a curated record.
AUGUUCCCGUGGGCGUCGACGGUGCGAAUGCCGAGAGAAACGCUGGCGAGAAUCGCGCGCGAACAGAGAAAAGACGGGGUGACGAUUCAGUUUCGGGUGCUACCUGCACCGGUUUCGUCGUCUCGGCAUUUGCCCGAGGAUGAUGAGGAAAAGAAUUUAAGACGAGAGAAGAUGAUGGUUGUUUCCGUGAUGAAAGUGACGACGAAGAAAAAGGAAGAAGGCGAAGACGACGAAGAAGAGGAAGAAGAAGAAGAAAUAGCGAGAUUUGAAUCGAGAGAGAAUGAACUCGUUCCGGGAGAUUUGUGCGAGGUUGAGGAGAGGAUGAGUGGUGGCGUCGACGCGAGCGCUUCGGUUGUCGCGAAACUGGCGAGAAAGUUCCACCCGACGAGAGACGAAACCGCGAAAAAUCAAGCCGGCGCGAAGUGUAAGACGAGAACGGAUAUGCUCGUGCAGAAGAAGAAUGAAAAAUUCAACACGAAGUUGCUCGGGAAUUACGAGAGGAGACCGGAGGAAGACGCGACGGCGGUGGUGACGACGACGACGAAAGUAGUGAGCGAGGCGUUGAUGGCGGCCAAGGCUGGGAGCGCACAAACUCAUCAUAAUAACGAUAGAAACGCUAAUACUAACGAAGCGUUAGCUUUGCAUAAUAAUAAGACAACGGCUGUAAAUGGUGGUAGAAUAGGAACAGAAGAGCUCGAAAAAAUGGCAAAGAGACGGAUAUCGUUGGUACGCGCGACUAUUCUUUUAGCAGAAUCGAAAAAUAGCGAAAGUUUAGUCGUAGCGACCACCAGUAAAGCAGUAGAAAAAGAACAAGUGAGUCAGAAACCACUCACGUCGGCAGCCAUGAAUAGCGAAAUCGUCUGUCGAGAGUGCAUUUUCUCGUUGCUCCACGAACGGAAGCUCUCGAAGGACGCGCUGCGUGAAGCCAUCGUGAGAGGAUUUGAAAGCGCGACGAAGCUGAAUCGCAAAAAACAAUUGAGGGAACAGAUUUUAGAAACGCCUUUGCGUGACACGUUUGAACGCGCUUUGAAAGAGGUGGCGAAUUUUCGAGCCCCAGGGAGGUAUGAAUUGAAACGCGAGCGCGUCGAGGAAGGGAGGCGAGCAAACGCGAGCGCCUCGUUGUGGAUCGUCCAAGAGGAAGACGUGAACGCGAACGCGCCGAUUAUGGUGAAUGUAAAGCGAGCUAGAGCAGAAGAAGUAGACAACGAUGAAGACGAGAGAGGAGGGUCAAAGAAAAAGAACGACGUGCUCACGCCGCCGUUAUUUUUGGAAUCUCGGAAUCGCGAAAAAGAAGAAGCGGCGAGGAAGAAACGAUCGAAUCAAGGAGGCCCGCAGGCUGUUUCUCCCGUGUAUCAACCAGAAGAGCUCGUUCAAAGAGCUCUGAAGGAUAAAAGUAGUAGCAGCAGCGACGACGACGACGACGAUGAUGUUUCUGAAUCAGACGACGGCUCGAGCGGUUCAUUGGACUCGGAUACCGACUCAUCAGACUCUGAUUCGGAAGACUCCUCGGAAAUAGACUCCUCGGACUCUGAAUCGGACGAAGUCCUCGGUGGUGUUCAAGAGAGAGCAUCGUCGAAGAAAAGAAAGCCUUCUUCUUCCGAAUGUCUCACCGACGAUUCGGACACCGAGUGGCAAACCUUCGAAUCCAAGGACGGCAAAGCCGUCCUCAAACUUUUCAGACGCAUCGGUCGCAACAAAAUCCGUCCAAUCACCGAGGCGCACCUCGCCGCUUGGAACGUCGCCUUUAACGAGUACUGGUCCAUUCACCGUCGCUUACACGAACACGGCGCUAAAAUAAGCCUAUGCGAAGACCUCGUCGCGAUUUACGAAAACUCCUUCACCAAGAAAGAAAAGAAACGGAACCAAUCGAAGUACGAAAAUGCCAAAUCCGAUUUAGCUCGCUUCCGCGCGCCCGAGUCCGAAGCGUAUCGCCAUCGCAUGCGUACGGUCCUCGAGGAAAUCGACGCCGCGUUUGGCGGUAAAACCAGAGAGAAGCUUCAAUCGUUCGCGAGAAAGCGAAAUGCUGCCGCCGAGAAGAAGAAGAAGGCGAAGAAGAAGAGGAAAAGUAGGUUGUAA